This is a messenger RNA of Nelumbo nucifera (sacred lotus), 2746 nucleotides long. RefSeq names its product GATA zinc finger protein (gene NUFIP). Gene Ontology annotation, cellular component: nucleus. Gene Ontology annotation, molecular function: RNA binding. Gene Ontology annotation, biological process: box C/D snoRNP assembly. The record is from RefSeq and is a predicted model, not a curated record. NCBI's taxonomy places the organism in Eukaryota, Viridiplantae, Streptophyta, Magnoliopsida, Proteales, Nelumbonaceae.
GGUUUAAAUCAGCUUAUGACCAAAGACCGGCGAAGAAAAUUCAGUUGAAAACCCAUUCGCGCCACUCCAGUGUCAGCUCCAGUCCUUCGACGGUCGCAUCACAUCGACCGUUAAGGACGUUCAAGAGUAGGAAACAAGCGCCACGCAGGAAUAGAUUAACAGAAAAUUGCUUAAAACUCUCUAGGGCUUUUUGAUCAGAAGAGAUAGGGUUCAUCCUCUUCUUAGGGUUUUGUAGUGGUUUAGGCGGAAUAGAAAAAGGGUCAGUUUCAUCUUUAAGCAAAGAGCAAAGACUUAGCGCUGCUUGCAUACAUUUUUGUUUGCCAGGACUCGUUCUUUCUAUCUCCGCUUAUUUUUUGUUACGAAAUAUUAGUCUGAAUCUACUAAAUCCAUUGGUUCAUAAGAAAUUUGGAGUACUGUGUAGGUAGAGUUCGGUUGUCUUUUGGAGAAAUAUGUUCCCUUUACAACCUUCGUUUCCCCAUAUGCCCAACAAAAUGCAGACUGAAGGAGGCAACAAUCCGGGUGCCCAACAGGUUAUUAUGCCUAAUCCUUGUCUCACAAAUUCGAAUAAUUUAUUGGGUAACCCUCUUGCCCACCAAUUCCCAUGUUCCUCUUGUGCUUGCCACAAUCAGUUAGCUUUCAGAAAUCCCCAGUGCCCAAUGCCAUUUAAUAAUUUAACUACUCAUUUAAAUAAUUUAAAUGGAAAUGUUGUGGCUAUGCCUAAUGGUUCACCUAUGGUGCCUUCUCCUUGUUUGAUAAAUGGGGUUAACCAUUGCUUUCCGGUUCAAAAUAGUCAUCUGGGUAUGCCUACUUUUGGUUCUCCUUCUCCUUAUCAACAUCUUGCUCAAUCCCAUGGGCAGCUUUUUCCACAAAAUGCCCCGCACAAUUUUAAUCCUAUUGCAGCAUCUCCACUUCGUGGGCAUCCAUCCUCUAAUUUACCACAGAACUUAAAUCAGAUGGCACCAUCUCAACCACAUGGGCAGUUGUUUAUGCACAACAACCCACAAUUUGUAAGCCAGAUUAUGCCUAUGCGGCCAUAUGCAGCUGCAACUAUUCCUGGUGGGGGGCCCUGUCCUCAAAUUCCUCAACAUUUGAACCCACUUGCGGGUUUCCCCCAGAAUCAAAUGCAAAAUGUGAACCAACAUGCACCCAUGCAAUGCUCGCAAAAUUCUGUGAAUCCAAUUCAAGUUUCUCAUGAUUUGCCUCUUUGUUCCAAUGCUUCAUUGGGACAAAUGAGUCAAGCAACUCAGAUCCUAGGUAAUCAGAACCCUACUUUCCUCAUGAACCCACAGUUGGGAAUGAUGAACCCAUGUGAAGUAGCACAACAAAAUAAACAAGAUCAUUUGUCUGGUCCACCUACCAUCGGUCAGAAUUGCUUGCAAGAGACACCAAUUGCUUCUCAACAUUUACAAGGAAUUUCGUCACUUGCUUGUGGUCUAGCCCAACAGCAACAAUCCCAGAUGAAUUUGCAAUCAGUCAAUCUCCAGAAGUCACAGGGGAAUCAUGCUAAAGGCAGAGAAAAUCAUAUCCCAAACACCAUCCAGGGGAAUCCUGAAAGCAAGAACUUCAGAAGGAACUAUCAUGAAUCUUGGAAAAGAGAUUCAGCACAUCCCAAGUUCCAGAAAUCCAGCAAUCAUCCCAUGGCAACUGCAAAGGGAAACUUCAGGACUUUUAACAGGCAACGGGGAAAAGGAAGUGGCAAUGAGGGAGUGAGAAAAUCUCAUCCAGCUAAUUCUACCAAACAAGCCAAAGUGGAAUGUAAAAGGUUUAUUCCUUUGAACUACACGGAACAAGAAAUCCAACAAUGGCGUGAAGCACGCAAAAGGAACUACCCGUCCAGAGCUAACAUUGAGAAGAAAUUGACUGAGAAAGCUGAAAAUGCUGAAGUUACUGAUAGAGAUGCCAAAGCAUUCCGUCAGCAACUAAAGGAAAUUCUUGCAAAGCAGGCUGAGUUGGGUGUUGAAGUUGCUGAAAUACCCCCGGAAUAUCUGUCAGAGCCGGAUAGGCAGGUUUGUGAAGGGGAAGAGGACAAAAAGGUGUUUGCUAAGAAAGGGAGAUUACGAAAUCAUGGUAAAAGAGGAAGAUAUGGUCAAGAUCGCCGGUUUGCUAAGAAGCAAAAGUUAGAAGGCAAGGAUUUAUCUAAUAAACCUGCUUUGAAGAUGAGUAAACCGACUCUUUUGCAGAAGCUUCUUAGUGCAGACAUUAAGAGAGAUAAGAGUCAUCUCUUACAAGUGUUCAGGUUCAUGGUGUUGAAUUCUUUCUUCAAAAAUUGCCCUGACAAGCCUUUGGAGUUCCCAUCAGUUAUAGUUAAAGACAUGGUGAGUGAGAAGGAAGUUAUUGAGAAACCUUCACAUCAAACAAAUGAUGAUCUUUUGGUCAGUAAGAAUUCCAUAAUUCAGGAAUUGCAAGGUACAAAUGAUCAAUUGGCAGAUAACGGAGAUGAUGGUGAUGGCAGCAGUGACGAUGAUGGCAAACAUGAUGUUGAGGUUGAAAAUAUGGCUUAUAAGCAUGUAGGAAAGAGAGAUUGUGCCAGAGAGGAGCUUGAGAAAUCUGAGGCAGAAGAGGGAGAAAUUAUAGAUUAGACUGGAGAAAUGAUUUCUUAGUUGUAUUGUAUUAGUCUCUAUACAGUUUUUAAUUUACUGCAAGGAAAAUGUUUUUGCCAUAGCAACUGAAUGGGGAUGAUCACUUGUUUCUUUAUGACAGCAGUUGGGGACGUUUUCUCUCAACCCCUUGGUUAUUUUAUCUUGAA